AUGCAACGAGGACUGUACAACGAGGACUGUUCAACAAGGACUGUUCAGCAAGGUCUGUACAACGAGGGCUGUACAACAAACACUGUACAACGAGGACUGUUCAACAAGGACUGUUCAGCAAGGUCUGUACAACGAGGGCUGUUCAACAAGGACUGUUCAGCAAGGUCUGUACAACGAGGGCUGUACAACAAACAGUACAACGAGGACUGUUCAACAAGGACUGUUCAGCAAGGUCUGUACAACGAGGACUGUACAACGAGGACUGUUCAGCAAGGUCUGUACAACGAGGACUGUUCAACAAGGACUGUUCAGCAAGGUCUGUACAACGAGGGCUGUACAACAAACACUGUACAACGAGGACUGUUCAACAAGGACUGUUCAGCAAGGUCUGUACAACGAGGGCUGUACAACAAACACUGUACAACGAGGACUGUUCAACAAGGACUGUUCAGCAAGGUCUGUACAACGAGGGCUGUACAACAAACACUGUACAACGAGGACUGUUCAACAAGGACUGUUCAGCAAGGUCUGUACAACGAGGGCUGUACAACAAACACUGUACAACGAGGACUGUUCAACAAGGACUGUUCAGCAAGACCAACACCACCGACAUGCGCAACUUCCUGUGAUGUGGAACACAACAUUUCUAAUACGCCCUAUGAUUUACCUGUAACUUGA
This is a messenger RNA of Nezara viridula (southern green stink bug), 678 nucleotides long. The record is from the annotation of a GenBank genome assembly. Lineage: Eukaryota; Metazoa; Arthropoda; Insecta; Hemiptera; Pentatomidae.